UCGCUUAAUUAUAUCUACAAAUUGUCACAUUUGAAGAUAAAAUCGAUUACAUUUAAAGUCGAUGGCUAUCAUAUCAAUGAUAUUGAUAUACUAUCGUUAGGCCAACAAAUUGAUGGUAAACUUAAAUUAAUUAAUGUAUCAAAGUUUCCGAUAUUACCGAUCAACUGUUGUCGACACACAUACACACACACUCUCGAAGAAUGGCUAUUCCAGCAAAAGACUCGUUCGAGCGUUUCGGUGACGAUCUCACAGAAGACCUGUUAGAUUAUCUUCAGUUUGACGACAAAUUCUAUUACGAAUGCAUUUCAAGACAAUGGCAACGAUUGGUUUACAACAAAGUCAAUACUGUCGAAGUUGUCGCACAUGAAACUGAGUUCAACAAAGUUGAUGACAUGUCAUUUGAUUUGCUAAAAUGGCAGACAAUCUUCAAAAAGUGUCGAUACAUCACAACUGUAUCGAUUGAUAUUAGUUUCAACUCUACUGUUAAUGAAAUUACUGAAGAAGAUUUCGCUACUGAUGAAGAAAUCGCAGAAGAGUUUGUAUUCAUAGAUGAAAACGAUAUAAUAAAUGAAGACGAGAUGGAAAAUGAAGACGAGAACAGCGAUGAUGACCACUAUUAUGAGAUUCAACCCGAAGUAUUCAAUCGUGUCGACCAAAUCUACGAACAGAUGACUGAUUUGGUUUUCAAAGAGUGUUCACAUUUAACUCGUUUUAAAUCAAUGGCUCUAAUAGUUAGAAACGAAUCGGUGAUUGCAUUGAUCGGCAAAUUUGGUCGACAAUUAGAAACAUUUCAAUUUCCCCGUCUUAUUGACCAAUGUUUGCAAAUAACUCAGAAUUUAUCAUUAAUGCCAAACUUGAAAGUCGUGGAUAAAUCCAUUGCCAUCGAUGGCCUCAUCAGCAGUAGUACUGACGACAACCGAACGGAUCUCAUUCCUAAACGACUCAGAGUUUUUGACUAUUAUUUAGAUGACAAUAAUGUCGACAAAUUUGCAAAGUUUACCGAUAUUUGCAGCAAACGUAAGAUACCGUUAUCGAGACUAAAGUUAGAAAUCAGAGACCAAGUUAUCGAUAAAGUUAUCAAUUGUUUGCCGUGUUUCGCAUCGUUGACUGACAUCAAUAUCUAUGUUGAGAAACGACACAUCAAUAGAGAACAGUUUCGGCAAUUGCUAAACAACUGUCCAAAGCUCAAGAGAUUUGCCUACAAAUUUUCAGCUAAAUUUUCGGCGACAAUGAACUACAAGACAGUUGUCUCGGAUAUCAAUGAAGUGUUUGGCGGCACUCAUGUGUGGGCACUAUCUCUGGCUUUUGUUGAAAUCCCUAUAGACUUUGAGAUGACCUGCGAUAUGUUGAACCGAUGUCGACAAUUGAGACGAUUGACACUGUCUUGUUAUGACAUUAUUCGGGACCCAUUUUUUGUCAAUCUGGCCAUCAAUUUGCCAAAUCUAAGAGAUUUAUGCAUAAGCUAUGUUGAGUUGACCGAUCAGUCGCUAGAAUCGCUAUCCAAAUUGCAACAAUUGGCCACAUUUACGGUCCAUAGAUUAGAAAAUGGGAACUAUAGCGAGUCCAGGCUUAUGUAUCUCGAGAUGAGACCCAAGUUUAGGCAAUUUACUGUUACUCAUCGCUGCAUAUAUUCACAGUUUGAUUAA
Oppia nitens is the source of this 1646-nucleotide messenger RNA. RefSeq lists its product as uncharacterized. Bases 201 to 1646 code for a protein of 481 amino acids. The transcript is spliced from 2 exons. Lineage: Eukaryota; Metazoa; Arthropoda; Arachnida; Sarcoptiformes; Oppiidae. The record is from RefSeq and is a predicted model, not a curated record.